AUGCUUACACUUCAGGAAAUUUCCUAUGUUGAGUUCUUAAAAGAGAGUAAAAUAUUCUUCCGGACUCUUCGCCUUCAUAUCCAGAGGUCAGAGAUGAGAUCGGUUUGCUUGUUUGUCGCUGUGGUGCUUGUCGCCGUCCACGCAAAAAUGCAGAAUGUCACCGUCAAGGGGACUACUAUCUGCAAUAAGAAACGAAUGGCUGAUGUAACUGUGGAAUUGUGGGAGAGAGACACCCUUGAUCCCAAUGACCUACUCGACACAAAGAAAACCUCAAAAGAAGGUGAAUUUCUCGUGAAAGGUGGACAAAAUGAAGUCGGUUCAAUCGAACCAUUCUUAAGAAUCACUCACACUUGCAAUGUUAAGAAACCGGGUUGCAAACGAAUCACCGAGUUCGACAUUCCAAAAUCGAAAAUUGAUAGCGUCUACGACAUGACAUAUGUGACGUUGGACAUCAUCUCAGCAGUCGAUAAGGAGAAAUGCUAG
Molecule: messenger RNA, 483 nt
Organism: Necator americanus (New World hookworm)
Lineage: Eukaryota; Metazoa; Nematoda; Chromadorea; Rhabditida; Ancylostomatidae
Exons: 4
Coding region: 1-483 (160 amino acids)
Cellular component (GO): cell surface
Source: RefSeq, a predicted model, not a curated record